GAUUUGACGUUGGACGACCAGCUGACAGAGACAGACAAGAGACGUGAGGAGAGAUAGUGAUGAGCACUAGGGAGACUUUCCUUCUCUGAGGCCCUCGGGCUCCGAGGGGACUCAAACUGAGCCAAGAGGACUCACGACUUUAGAAAGUGAGGGGAAAAUAGCCAUGAGAAAUUUUAAACAAUUUUAAAAACUCUCUUAGAAUUACAGUCACUGUUAGUAUUUGAAUUAAUUUUCCUGCAAUCUCGCUCAAGAGAUUGAUGGCUGCUACUCAGGCUUCGCUCCCUUCCUUCAGCUCAUUCUCCAGUCUGCCUCACUCCACUGACAACAUGAAAGUGUGGAAGUCCAGUGAUGGCGCUCUCCCUCUGGACUCUCCAAUCAGCAAACUUUCACCGGACAGCUCUGAGCAGGUCCAGGUCAGCCAGCAGAUGACGGCGGAGCUCCUGGAUGACGACAGCCAGACAUCGCUGGAUCUUGAGUUUCUGCUGUCUGAGUGGAACAAAAAUUCUCCUGAUUUCAACGUUCCUUUAGACGGUCAACAAUUGGCACAACCCGACCCACACCUGACUUACCAAGAGGUGGGCAUGUUCAAGGAGCAGACAGGGCCGGGGAGUGUGCAGACGGGCAACAGUGGUGUCAUGGCUGAGCUCAUGUCUCCUGCUGAAACCGCAUCGGUGGAGCCAGAGAUGUACCACCAGGAUUAUACCACCAACCAGCCGGGUCGACGCAUAUUCCCCAACGUACAGGAUAUCAAUCAGUUUGACAUCCCACAAGGAGGCAGUGUAGACAGACACAGCAGAGGAAAUCACACUAAGCUCACAUCCUGGGACUUUAACCACUACUACGCCCAGCAGCAUCACCCACUGCGCACCAUGCCAGACAGCAGGUUCAUCCAGCCACAGGUCAUGACCCCCAACCCUCGACCUUACAGCUUCGUGCCUCAUUUCAGUCUCAACUCCAGCUUUCUUGGUGACUACUCCCACCCCCACGGCCAGGCCACGGUGCAUUUGGCCAAUCACCAGCAGUCCAUGGUGAUCAGACCGCAUUUGCCCCCUGGUGGAGUGGAAGAGAAGCGUGGGAGGAGGCCCACGGUGAAGAAAAGACCCGCCAUCCACAGCUGUGAGUACGACGGCUGCACCAAGACCUACACCAAGAGCUCCCACCUCAAGGCCCACCUCCGGACCCACACAGGAGAGAAGCCUUACAGCUGUCCAUGGGAAGGCUGCAGCUGGAAGUUCGCCCGCUCUGAUGAACUGACGCGUCACUACCGGAAGCACACGGGUCAGAAACCGUAUGAGUGCAUGCUGUGUCACAGGGCCUUCUCCCGCUCAGACCACCUGGCCCUUCACAUGAAGAGACAUGUCUGACCACUCAGAACGUCACACCGAGGUCUUCACUCAUUUUACUGAUAACGACUGUUCAAACAGCCAUUCUCAAGUCAUCACUUCCUGAAAAAGCAGAACUUUUCACAUGUCACGUGUUGCUGUUGUUUGUGUUUGCUUUGUACCACACAUGUUCUCACUUUAAGGACCUUCGACGGCUCUCCUGUUUCUAAGUCUGAACAGCAAAACUACAUGUCAGACCGGCAUCAUUUGCUUUGCAAAUCCUGCUUUGCAAAGAGCAAAGCAGGAUUUGUUUAUUAGCCACUUAUGAAACGUGACCUUGGAACUUUUAAACCCUGCAAAAUUUCAAUAAGGACAAAUGAAAGCCUGUUAAACCAACACUGUAUAUACUAUACACAUGUAGGUAGCUAAACACCAACAGACCAUCAGGAAAAAACAAAGUAAACAUUGAAUAUUAAAGGAAAAGAGUUGAUAUCUUCUGAAGUCUGUCAGUUGUCUUAUGCAAAAACACCAUAAACUGCUGUUGCUUGUCUUAAUGAAUCUUAGAUUGAGAAUCAAAUAAUUUUCUGCUUCUUAUUCCCAUUUUAAAAAUGUACAUAUUUGAUACUUUCAGCUCCUUAUUAUCUACUAGAAAUGAGUUUAAUAUUUGUAUUUAUGAUCUUUUAUAUCAACAGAAGGUACUAUGUUAUUAGAAAAUGUUAUUUUUGUGAACAGAGGCUUUAAAGUUGUACACAAAUUUUUGCCAUAAAUCAAGAAAUAAAGGCUCAUAAUGUUA
Poeciliopsis prolifica (blackstripe livebearer) is the source of this 2115-nucleotide messenger RNA. It is a transcript of the gene klf1, whose product is annotated as Kruppel-like factor 1 (erythroid). Bases 258 to 1364 code for a protein of 368 amino acids. Gene Ontology annotation, molecular function: DNA-binding transcription factor activity, RNA polymerase II-specific; RNA polymerase II cis-regulatory region sequence-specific DNA binding. The transcript is spliced from 3 exons. The record is from RefSeq and is a predicted model, not a curated record. NCBI's taxonomy places the organism in Eukaryota, Metazoa, Chordata, Actinopteri, Cyprinodontiformes, Poeciliidae. Gene Ontology annotation, biological process: regulation of transcription by RNA polymerase II.